This is a messenger RNA of Brettanomyces nanus, 4080 nucleotides long. RefSeq lists its product as uncharacterized. Bases 1 to 4080 code for a protein of 1359 amino acids. NCBI's taxonomy places the organism in Eukaryota, Fungi, Ascomycota, Pichiomycetes, Pichiales, Pichiaceae. The record is from RefSeq and is a predicted model, not a curated record. The transcript has a single exon.
AUGGUUACUGACAAGUCGUCUGCCCAGAAUGAUCAGCAGCACAAGAAGCUUCGCCAAAGGCUUGAGGACGAACUUUCUUUUAGGAACAGUGAACUGGAGGCCGCUGACUAUGACUGGUUUGUGCGUUCUUCGGGCUCGUCUAUUGCACCACUAAAUUCUCUCAAACCUCCUGGGGUCACAGAUGGCGCCAGCCAGAAAGCUGCCCCUUCUGUGUCUGCGAACAGAUCAAAUGCUACAUCCCUCUCGGUUGGGUUGAAACGUUCAAAAACGAACGAUCUUGGGUCUCUUCCUUCUACAGAAGAUCAUAAAGAGCAUACUGAUCCUGCUGCUCUUUCAAAGCUUACGAGAACGGCAACUAAUGUCACUCUUUCCGAUGUUUCUACUCCCACAGGUCAUUCGGGCAUUCUUGGUACAUCUACCGGUACAGGCCGUCCUAGAUCUCGCUCCACAAAUCCCGAUAUAGGAUAUCCUUUUCCUUUGUCGGAAGAUUCACAUCCCACGCAGCACAGAAAGGAAGCUAAAGGUAGCUUCUUUAAAAGGCUGUUUGGAAAGAAGGAGGAGACAAAACAUUUCUCUUCUUCAAGAAAACCUUCCUUAGUCAUUUCUCCAACCUCGGCUAUUACACCUAUAUCUAUUCCGUCAACGGAAAAGCGCGCAUCCAUAUCGUCCGUACCUUCAAAGUUGUCGCCUUCAAGUUCCGCCACUAUAACCGGCUCAGGAGCUGCUUCUGAAGAUAUGGCAAGCGAUUCUUCUGUUUUGUCUAUUCAAGGCAGAAAGAUUGCAUCAAACUCCGAAUCCAGCUCGACUAUUCAAUCUGCCGAUUCUUCGGCUGCUCCUUCGUCCACAUCCGAAACACUUUCGGAUCAGUAUAAGGAUAUUGAUCCUUUAUUGGCGCGAUACCUACGUGAUAUAGAGGCUGCUUCUAAUGACAGUAGCUUGCACAAAUGCAUUUCAUCCGAUUUAUCAAGGAUAUUCCGCCCCGGAGCACAUUUUCACUUGAAUUAUAAAGGCGGAGUAAUUCCUCCCCAUCCUGAUCAACCUAAGCUCUCCUCUGCCUUUUCAAUGAAUCCUCGAUUUGGUGGCUCUAUAGAGCUGGAGUUGUUUGAGAAAUCCAAACGCGAAAGGGCCCAGUCAAAGGAGUCGGCAGGUGUUUUUGGCAGCUUGUUGAGACGACAGAAGUCUAAUCCCACCGAAAAUGCCUUGAUGCGUGUCAUGUGUAACGAGAGCGAGGCUUCACCUCCGUUAAACUUCAAACAUGUGCCUUAUGUCAAACCUCCUCCUAAAGUGGAAUUGAAACCCCCUAUGGAACCGUUAAGAGAUGUUAAACCUCUGAAGAAAGUUGCCUUUGCAACUACCACUUUUGUCAAUGAUCCACCUCAACAAAUCCCUUCGAGACAUCCUCGUAAAGGUAAUGUUGAGAUUGGACCAAGCGGCGAGUUAAUUAUCCACAAGAUCACUGCGGAGGAUAAAGCCCACUCUACGUGUGGCAUUGUUGUGGGGGGCUCCGGUCAUUUAAAAUUGAUGAGUGAGAUGAACCCGGAAAAUAACCCAGAUAACGAAAACAGAGAAGUGGCCGAUAAGAUAUCUGAUUCGGAGUCCAGCACCUCUACAUCUCCUGCUGCCCCGGUUAUGUCCAGAACUCCUUCCGAUCACACAAUUAGAGAAGAGGAUAAAAUUCUGGCCGCAGAGAAAGCAUUACAGAAUGCCGGUGCCCACGCUGACGAGAAUACGGAAGGAAAUCUGAGGAAAGACAAAAUUAUGAUUGAUACUCCGAUGGUUCGUCGCAGGCGACAGAUGGAGAAGCCGGUGGUUACUUUGAAGAUCGAUGAGUUGUAUACUCGGUGCUGCCACCUCAGGGAGAUAUUACCUAUUCCAGCUACUUUAAAGCAGAUUCCUAAGGGUUCGACAGAUCCUAUUCCUGUGCUACGGUUAAGAAAUCCGAAGCCUUCAAUGAUUGAGAUUCUCUCGUUCACAGAUUUUAUUAGAAUUGCUCCUAUUAUAUGUCUCUCGUUAGAUGGUGUGUCUUUGACGCAUGAGAUGUUUAGGUUGAUUCUCUCGUCUUUACUGUACAAAAGGUACUUGGAAAAGCUUUCCCUCAGAAACACCCCUAUAGACGGUGACGGUUGGAAGAUGCUUUGUUGGUUUGUAUCCAUGAACAAGGCUCUGAAAAGAUUGGACAUUACACAGUGUCCUGCUCUCAGCGUUAAUACGCAAAAGGUACACAAACAUAAGAAGAAGCCCAACGUCGCUGAGCUUCCUCGAAUGAUUUGUAACAUGGAGGAUAGAGGCGAUAUGGACUGGCCUUUACUGACAGCAUCGAUUAUUUAUCGUGGAGGUAUUGGAGAGAUGAUUCUUUCCGGUUGUAAGAUUAGAGAUAACAGGAUGUUCAGGAGCCUUCUUCAUUUAGGCCUUUCACACACUCGAAAGCUUGGACUUGCCUACAACGACCUCAAUCUAUCACAAUGCGAGAUCGUGGCGCAAUGGAUGCAUGAAAAUAAGGAUUGCACUGGUAUAGACUUGGGUUACAACGAUAUGUCCAAUAAUUUGAGGCCAUUCAUCGACUAUGCACAAUCGGCCCGCUUGCAUGACCAACUUUGGAUGUUGUCGCUUAACAGUUGCAACUUGAUCGAUUCACCGGAAGCCGAGCAGAUGUUCAACUCCUUCUCAAAGCUUCAGCAUCUCAAGUACUUGGACAUUUCGAACAACAGCAAAUUCUUCCGCACUUUUGUGAACAAACUUUUUGCCUAUCUCCCCUUAUUCAGCGAGUUAGUCAGAUUGAAUUUUGAUGACAACGGCUUAGAUUCUAUGUCCAUGAUCAAACUCUGCGAAUGCUUGCCUCUUAUGGCCCAUCUUAACUAUAUUUCCAUUAGGGGAAACAAUAUGGAUGAAUCUGUCUGUAUUGCUUUGUGUAGAUCAUUACAAAGCUCGACAUCUAUAUUUACACUUGAUUUUGAUAGGGACUCUGUGCCGGAGCGGUUUCAGCGCCGAUUUGGUCUUCUCACCAUGAAGAAUAUGGAGCGCACACUUUACGACGAUAAUAAAGACAAUAAGAGUACAUUCCUUGGAAUUCUUGGUGAAACUGAAGCAGACGAUAUUAGGAAAAGUCUUAACAUUCCAGAUGGAGUUAGUUUCGGUGAGGCAUUGAUAGAUGUCAUUAAGAAAGGGGAUUCUUUACCGCCUGGAGAGGUGGGUAAGUAUGUGAGUGUGGCAGCACGCCUUCGAGUUAAGAUGAAGGAGAUGAUUUCAGAGCUCAUGAAGUUGCACGUGAUAGGGAAGCUUUCGAUCGAGGGUAAGGAGCUCUUAAUCAGACUUAUAAACUUUGACUCGUCUAUCUCCAAGGGCAUCGAGUUGACUGACUCUGUUCACUUUGGUAAGAAAAAGUCCGCAGAUACUUCAUCUAUGGCUGCAAAAGAGUUGUUUGAUAGGAUGUUUGAGAAUGAGAGAACGCUGCCUUCUUCCUCUCCGGGAGCUAGAGAGAACGAGGCUAUUGAAAUUAAGUCCGAUGACACUGAUUUACCUACUUCUAUGUCUCCUGAGGCUGUUGAGGCAUCAUCGGCCAUGAUUUCUGCGGAGGCAAGAGCUUUCAAGGCUCAUGCCGACAAUGGUACAUUGGGUUUCAAAGAUAAGGUGAAAUCCGCCGUUUCCGCUUACUACGGCGCAUUAUCGCCAGAGAAUAAAGAGAAGUAUAAGAGGGUGAUGAUGCAUACGCAUGAUGCAUUUGAAGUUGUAAGGCUUUUGAAUGGACUGAAAGCGAAGGGUGUUUGCUUAUCAGAUCUUUAUAGGAAACGGCCUGAUAAUACUGUUGUCAAUACAAAGGCUAAUGCCAGGAAAUCUGGUAUGACUGUUGUUGAAAAUAAGAAUGCGGCAUCUGGCGAAGAAACUGAUGAGGCGAAAGAGGAAGAGGACGGAGCAUUUGGAGAUGGGCUCUCAGAUAUGAUGAACGCUGAUGAAUCCUUUGAGCACCAUGAUGAUAUGAUGGUGCUAUACGACAAGGUUUUGAAGGAUUUGGUUGAUGAGGCGAAUAAGAGAAGGCAAGGAAAUGCAGAGAAGACAGCAUUGGCUGCAACAAAUUCUGAUUGA